AUGAAUAGCGUCUUCUUCUUCUCUGAAGCUGAAAGACUCGAUUUCCUCCAAUCCGUACUUAACACUUAUGGCUGCGCUUAUGUCUGCCUCUGGUUCUAUAGUUCCUCAUCCAAUCGGCUGCUCUUCUUGGAUGGUUUGUGCGACGUGCCAAACCAGCAAGCAAUCUCUUCUCUGGGACUGGUGGGGAACUUUGAUCAGAGGCUUUUCGACCAAUAUAGGGGUUUGGAAUUUGAUGUCACUUCUGAUAAUGGCGUUCCAGGACUAGCUUUUCGGAACCACCAAUAUGCCUGCCUUGAGCUGCAACAAUCCGAUCUGUUAAGACUGGCACGGACAGAUCUACAAAGACGGUUCUUUCAUGAAGCAAGGAUUAAGACAGCUGUUUUCAUAGGUUGCGGCAAUGGGGAAGUUGAGCUUGGUUUCUCAGUUAUCUCUCAAGGUGCUGAGAUUCAAGCAGAUGUGAUGAGGAACUUGUUUCCAGAAGAAUUUUCUAGACAGUCGCAUCCAGCUGAACUGAAGUAUCCAUCUUCAUCGUCUUCAUCUUCUUUGAGGUCAUUAUCCACUGCCAGAAGUCCCGAAUCCACAUCCCUCCCAUUCGCUAAUAUUCCGGGCACUUCUCUCUUGCCUGAAAUGCUGCCGAUCAAACAAGAGACUGAACACGACGCGAUAGUUAGAGCUUUUAUUCAUGUUAUAUCUUCGCCUUCUUCUUCUUCUAAUAAUUCAGCCUUUCAUCAGCAAAAUCUGCCUAAUAAUAUACAUCCAGAAGGAACCAGUGCUUUUACAAGGUACAUACCUUCAGAAAUGAGUUCCAAACCCGGUUUGAUGAGCAGGAAGCAAAGCUUGCUCAAGAGAUCAUUCGAAUUGUUUAGAGGCUUACAUUACAUGAGAAAUAUGAGAGAGCGUUAUCAAACAGGUCGUCCCUCUAGCACCCAGCUCCUUCAUAUGAUAUCAGAACGAAGAAGACGUGAGAGGCUCAAUCAGAAUUUUCAGGCACUUCGGUCACUACUCCCUCCAGGAACCAAGAAAGACAAAGGCUCAAUACUUACAGCAGCAAAGGAGACAUUGAACUCUUUGAUGGCGGAGAUUGAAAAGAUAACCAACGAAGAUCAGAAAGAGGAGGCACAAAUGAAAUCCAAGCAGUUAUUAACAGAUCAAGAAAUGAAAAUCAGUCCCUCGACCGAAAGAUUCAGUGUGCGAGUUUCAGAUGUGCCAGGGUCGAGUUCAUCAGAUGAAAGAUUCAUCCACCUGCAAGUGACUGUGAGAGGACAAAUCUAUUCUCAGGUCGAGAUGUUGAUUCGCUUAUUGGAAUUCUUGAAAGGGGUUCAGAUAGUGAGCUUAGUUUCUGUAGAAGCUAACACCCAUAUAGCACAAGGAGCCGCCGUUAAUGAAGCAACUUUAAGGCUGAAAAUAGAGGGGAGUGAAUGGGAUGAGGCUGCUUUCAGAGAAGCAGUGAGAAGAGUGAUUGCUGACCUGGCAGGGUGA
Molecule: messenger RNA, 1479 nt
Organism: Neltuma alba
Lineage: Eukaryota; Viridiplantae; Streptophyta; Magnoliopsida; Fabales; Fabaceae
Product: putative transcription factor bHLH041
Exons: 8
Coding region: 1-1479 (492 amino acids)
Molecular function (GO): protein dimerization activity
Source: RefSeq, a predicted model, not a curated record